This is a messenger RNA of Danio rerio (zebrafish), 3083 nucleotides long. The record is from RefSeq and is a predicted model, not a curated record. NCBI's taxonomy places the organism in Eukaryota, Metazoa, Chordata, Actinopteri, Cypriniformes, Danionidae.
AACUAUAUUAUUAUGUUAGCUAACACAUUGUUAUUCGAUUCAUUCAGCAUUUUACCAGUGUUUUUACCUGAUCACAGUUGCACUCAUGCCAUGUAGUCAUUUGUGAAAUGUGAAUAUGUUCUUUAGAAUCAUUCAAAGGAGUCGAAAGAAAGAUUUGUUCAUCAGGUUCAAACACAUAAACAAAGGCUGUAGGUGGAGGAUGUACUUUCGGGGAAGUGGGCGGAGUUUAGCGUGUGACUGCAGGUGUUGAGAAGCUUUCAAACAGACGCUUCUAUACAAGAAGUAAUGUCCCGAGCGGUUUUGUACACUAUUGUUAGACCUUGACCGGAGUUAAAUCCUCAAGCGACUAAAUCGGUCUACAGAUUUGUGUGCUGGCUGGGGAUAUGAAAUGGCUCCAGCUCUUCUAUAUUAAAUGCAAGGAUGAUGAUUUCCCUGCAUAGUUUACCAAAUAGGUAUACUUCUCCAUUUGCCCACUACGGUCAACAAUCCCUCAACUUUCCAGAAGAGAACGACGAGACUAUGGAUAAAAUCAAUACUAAGGAUUCUGUCUGUGACUCAGACUUCACAGAUUCUCAACUUUCUCUUGCCGGAUGUUGCAUGUCUGGCAGUGAAUCUUCUCUCAGCACUCAGGCUGACUUCGUAAAUAUCUGCAGUGACAGAAAGACCAACUACAGACCCACACAGACCAACUACAGCCCUUACCAGCCUCCAUUAGGUCUACCCUCUGGGUACAAUCCCCAGACGCCUUUUCCCAGCCAGACAGAAGCAUGUCUGAGCACCUUCGAGCCGCACAAAGGAGAGCUGCACUCGGUGAGCAGCAGUUUGGUCGAAUACCCUAGUGGAAACCCCCCCUCUUGUUUGGUGUCUGGAAAUUACCCCAAUUAUCCUGGCGAUUCUUGCUACUCCUGCUCUCCAGACAGGCACAGUGUUGGAGAGGGGAGUCUCGAACAGCCGCGCUCAUUGCACUCUAUUCCUACUGCGUUCACGCCUCACAGUUACUGCCUGCCUCAGCACCUCCACGGACCGCCCUGUCUCAGUCAUUACCCUGCAGAUAUGUGUCAGAUGGAUCAAGGCUCUCAUUACAGGCCGCAUUACCACAUGCAUCAUUGGGCUUCUCGCCCUGAAAACAGCAGACAGUCAGCUUCAGAGUUCACUCAUAGUGGCUACACCUCUUCUCACCAUGGCGCUAAACUAACCCCAAGUACAGCUCCUCUUUCCCUGGAGCAGAGGAAGGUGUUUGUUACUUACGAAGCAGACAGCGAAAAACAUGUCAAAGAGAUCAUCAACUUUGUCGCCCUGCUGAGACACAAUGGCUUCUACACUCACAUUGACAUGUUUGAGCAGCAGUUCAAGAGCAUAAGCAAGAUUGACUUCAUGGAGAGAUACAUCAGCGAAAAAGACUAUCUGAUUAUCAUAGUCAUUAGCCCAAAGUACCACGAGAUUGUGACCAAUGCUUCCUUUUGCAUGGAAAACGAUGAAACGCUCAACACUGUCUACAUACACAAACAGUUACAAAACGAAUUCAUUCAGAAUGGAGCCAGGAAUUACAGAUUCAUCCCCAUCUUGUUUCCCGGUGCCAAAAAGUGCCACGUCCCUUCAUGGCUUCAAGGCACGCAGAUCUUCACCUGGCCCAGGGAUCGUGAUGAUAUUCUCCGUCGACUCAUGCGCGUUGAGAAGUACAACCCUCCACCUAUAGGAGAGCUGCCCACUAUUGUCUCCAUUCCCAUUUAGCUCAUUAUAUUUGCUUUGGAAACCAUGAUGAUAUGUCAGUUAUCAACAGCCUUAUACUUCAUUUUAAAUUAGUUUGCUUCUUUGAACUAUUAGAUCUGGAUUUAACAUGUUAAAAGGCAUAAAGCAACUGACAUACAUUGCUCAGCAUAAAUGAGUACACCCCAUGUUUGUAUAUAUUAGAAAAUAGGCAAUAUACUGUAUUUUGGUUGUAUUUGAACAAAACUGAUUUAAUAAACAUUUAUAUUCAUCAAAAUAAGAGUUUGGUCAAUUAACACCUUUAGAAAUAGAAAGAUAACGCAUUUAAUUUCACAUUUUAAUAAAUUACAAACUACAAAAUUUCAACUUUGUUUAUUUUUUUUUGUCUCUUGAUUUUUUCCUAUUUUAUUAUUAUGUAUUUUUUUACAUUUUAUUUAAUAUUUUUUUCCUAACAUAUACAUUUCUGUGUACUAACAUUUGGACCAUUAUCAUCAGUUUUUUAAGUUAGAUAAGCUCCAGGUUUGGCUUCAGUACUGACUAAUAUAUUGUACACGCACCAAUAUAAUAUUGUAUAGCUUUCUAUAGAAAAUCUUAAAUUAAAAGAGAAAUUUGUGAGGGGUGUACUCGUAUAUGAUAAGCUCUAUAGAAACUCACAGCAUUUAAUGUUUCAUCACAGAAGAUUGAUUAAUAAGUCAAAAUCUGUCCCGAUGUGUAGAACUUCAGAUGCAUAUCAUAGCUGAAUUAUACAUGCAUUUACACUAUGAACUGCCAUCCCCUUACCAUAUUUAAUUGGGCAAAAAAAGUUAGCCAAUGAAUUUAUCAUACAAAUUAUUAUAAAGAGGCCAAUAAGCAUACAAGUGUUAGUUAGACGUAUGUUUAAGACAUUGUUUAGAAUAGUACAAGCUAAAACAGGAAAAGUGAAGACAUAGAGGAUUUGUUGUUGUUGUUGUUGUUGUUUGUAGGAUGCAGUUUAGUGCGCAGCGGAGAGCAGGGAUUUCAGCAUUUAGAAGUUAUUUGGGAAGAUCAUUCCACCACGGAAUAGUGAACAAAGAUGUUCUGGAGAAUGAGGUUGUGUCCCUCUGUGAAUCAGGAAAGCAAGCUACUGUAAAAGGUGAAUCACAUCAUUACAGAUUUUAGUUUGAAGCCGAAAGAAUAUUUGGAAUCCUUGUAAAAUAGAAAGAAAUGUACAAGUGGUGUAAUUUAACAGAUUUAGUUUUUACUUCCGUAACUAGGCUGGUGCACGCUAUUGUAAUCACUGGAUUGUGUUUCAGAAUUGCAACACACAAUGGUAAAUGUAAGGGCACCUUCAGACAUAAUUAAAAUUCCUAUAACAUAAUCAUCAUAUGUACUUAAUAAAGAUUUUAUUCCAGGCUUUC